AUGGGUGAUGCCGGUCCUUCGGAACGGUGGCAGCGUGAGCGUGGUAGUCGACCAGUUCGGAUUGCGAAUUGCUCAGGCGCACGCGGCGACCCUGGUUACCAAAUGCGUCGACAAGCUACGCAAGGCCCAAUCGACUUCAUUACAGGUGAUUAUCUCGCUGAGAUGAACCUAGCCGAAAAUGCAGAGAAAAUGGCUGUAGGUCAACAUGAUGGAUGGGAGCCAACUGCUUGGGAUGGCCUCGAGCAGACUCUAGAUGUCCUGAAUGAGAAACGAAUCAAGGUGAUUAUCAAUGGAGGUGCUCUCAAUCCAAGUGGUCUAGCGCGUAAAACGCAAGCAUUGGUCACAGAGCGUGGAUACGAUCUCAAAGUCGCAUACGUCUAUGGCGAUGAUUUCAGAGACGAAGUCAAAGCCGAGUUGGAGCGGACUAAUAAGCUUCCACAACAUCUGGAUGGCGAGAACAACGAUAUUAGCUUAAUGGAAAAUGCGACCGCCUUGUUGGAUACGAAGGGCAAGCCUAUCGUUAGUGCAAACGUGUAUCUCGGGGCACGGGGAAUUGUCAAGGGUCUUGAACUCGGUGCCGAUAUCAUAAUUUGUGGCCGCGUCGCGGAUGCCAGCCCAGUCAUCGGUGCUGCCUGGUGGUGGCACAAUUGGACAGACAAGGACUACGACCAGCUAGCAGGCACUCUAAUCGCUGGUCAUCUCAUCGAAUGUUCAGCCUACGCAACAGGAUCAAAUUUUGCCGGCUUCGACGAAUACGAUAUUAACAACUUCGUCGACUUAGCAUUCGGUAUUGCAGAAGUUGCUGCUGACGGCACAAGUGUGGUUACAAAACACGAAGGUACGAAAGGACUGGUAAACGUCGACAAUGUCAUCUGCCAGUUCCUGUACGAGUUGCAGGGACCAAUUUAUCUCAAUUCUGAUGUCACAGCCAACGCAAAGGAUCUUCAGGUAGAGCAGGUCGGCAAAAAUCGAGUAAGGCUAUCGAAUGUGAAGGGUUACCCACCACCUCCGACGACGAAACUAGCAAUCUUUUAUCGUGGUGGAUAUGAGAGUCAGAUAUUGUUUAAUGCGACAGGUUACGGCACGAAGAAGAAAUACGAGCUGAUGCAGAAGCAAAUUAGGUUUGGCCUGAAAGAGAAAGGACUUGAAGAUAAAUUUCAGCUGCUGGAUUUCCAGGAAUUGGGCACGCCGGCGCCCAAUCCCAGAAGUCAGUUCGAAAGUACAACAUAUCUGAGAGUCUUUGCGCAGACAGACCACGAAGCAACAUUGUAUGGUUUAUUGAAGACAUUCUCCGAAUUCGCCAUGCAGCAUUAUUCGGGCAUGCACCUAUCUCUUGAUAUGCGCACAGCCUUCCCAAGAAGCUAUCUUGCAUUCUAUCCAGGCUUGAAAUCGCAAGACGAAUUACAGGAGGGUAUUGCAGUUCUUUCCCGCGAUGGUUCAGUCGCACAGAAAGCGGACGCUGGCCAUCCAUCCGCAUACCAGAAACUCCAACCUCGAGAGAAUUACGAAACGGCCGACCCGGUCGAUCUUGCCUCUUUGGGUGAGACAGUACGAGUUCGUCUUGGUGAUGUUGUCCUCGCUCGCUCAGGCGACAAAGGUGCAAACAUCAACAUUGGACUAUUUGUCCGCAAAGAUUCCCACUACCCAUGGCUUAAGUCAUUCUUGACACGGUCGAGAAUGCAGGAGUUGAUUGGUGAUGACUGGAGACCAGACUUCUUCAUCGAGAGAUGUGAGUUCCCGAACUUAUUAGCUGUGCAUUUUGUGGUCUAUGGACCAUUGGGACGGGGUGUGAGUAGCUGUCGAUUGCUGGAUGCAUUGGGGAAAGGAUUUGCAGACUAUAUUCGGGACAAGGUUGUGGAUGUUCCUAAAAGUAUUGUUACUGACAUGCAGGCGAUAAAAGAGAUGAGGAGAGCGAACUUGUAG
Molecule: messenger RNA, 1923 nt
Organism: Lithohypha guttulata
Lineage: Eukaryota; Fungi; Ascomycota; Eurotiomycetes; Chaetothyriales; Trichomeriaceae
Exons: 4
Coding region: 1-1923 (640 amino acids)
Source: RefSeq, a predicted model, not a curated record